Messenger RNA from Python bivittatus (Burmese python), 2525 nucleotides. NCBI's taxonomy places the organism in Eukaryota, Metazoa, Chordata, Lepidosauria, Squamata, Pythonidae. The record is from RefSeq and is a predicted model, not a curated record.
GCGACGUUAAAUUUCAGCUCAGUCAUUGAGGCAUCUUUCAAAAGUGUGAAGUUGCACGCAUUCGUUUGCUGGCUGCAUCUGCCCUCGUUCUGCAGAGCGCUCAGAGAGAGAGAACUUGCGAGGCAUGCAGCGAGCACCUUAAAUGACGAAACGUUGAUUCUUGAGUCGCAGGCACCUGAACUGGAUGCAGUGCCCGAGCGACUCCUUCCUCCGCCCAUCCCUGCCGACUCUGACCAAAUGUUUGAGAGGGAAGAACAGGCCGCUGAGAUCGCCCUCACUUUAGUGGCCUCUUUCCAAGCCAUGGAGAAGAAGGUGGAUUCCCACACCACCCGGUUGCUGGAACUGGAGGGCAGGACCGGGACAGCCGAGAAGAAGAUAAUGGACUGCGAGAAGACGGCCGUAGAGAUCGGCAACCAGCUGGAGAGCAAGUGGGCCGCCCUGGGGACGCUGAUCCAGGAGUAUGGCCUGCUGCAGCGGCGGCUGGAGAACAUGGAGAACCUGCUCAAGAACCGGAACUUCUGGAUCCUGCGCUUCCCCCCGGGCUCCAAGGGGGAGACCCCCAAAGUGCCGGUGACGUUCGAUGACAUGUCUGUCUAUUUCAAUGAGAAGGAAUGGGAGAAACUGGAAGAAUGGCAGAAGGAGCUCUACAAGAACUUGAUGAAGGGGAACCAUGAGUCUUUGAUCUCCUUGGACUAUGCAAUUUCAAAGCCGGGUGUGUUAUCUCAGACAGAACGGGGGGCUGACCCAUGUCUUGGAGACGAUCAGGACUCGGAAGAGCAGGGCAGCCUUCACGAUCCCACAGCAGCCGGCAUCAGGGUGGUGAUCAAAACCGAGGAGCCCCAUUCUGACGACUGCCCAGGAGACCUGGAGCAGCACCAGAUGUCUGGGAGUUCCGAGGGGGAUUUCCAGGGCCUGGACCAAGAGGCCCCCUGCGGAAGCCCCUACAGCGCGGCCACCCCGCUGGGGAACUUCGCCGGGAACAGCCUAGAAGAAGGAAGCGAGUAUGACAUGGGGUUUGGGGAGAUCAAGAGAGUCACUGUCCAGCACAGCAACUGCACAGGUGAGUGGAGACUCCCCAUGUGGUGGCCCUCUGCCCCUUGGGGUAAAGGAAGCUGCCUGGAGAGGUGUGCCCCAUUCACCGGAUGGAUGGAAGGCAGAGAGGGGAAGGGGCCUGCGGCCCGCCGGGCUCAGCUUCCCAGGGGACGCUCCCGGUCCCGUUGGCUGGGACGCUUUGAACCCCUCAGCCCAUGGCUCCACGCACACAAGGCCUCUCUGGGAUCUGAAGCCUCCCCCCUCGGUCAAGAUUUAUCCUUCCACGCCCCGUUCACUCUUCCUCCCUGUCUUUGUUCUGCCCUUCUCCCCCGUCCCUUCUUUACGUAAGACCAAGCCACCUUUCCAACCGGUCACCCUCGUUGGUAUUCAGUCCACGUUAUUUAUUCUUGACCCUGUUUGGCACAAGGGCUGGUGGCAAUGUGCGUCCGAAAGGGGCAGGGUUGUUUCUUGAUGGGGAGGUGCUGCUUUUGGCGUUCGCCCCCCUCCCCGUAGAUGCCUGCUCCCAAUUCCACUUUGCUGGACUUCCUUUCCUGCUCCCGACCCACCCAACUCUCACUGUCCUCUCACAAACUGGACGGAAGCCGCCUCUUCCACACAGCCACUGUUGCUUCUUUUGACCGAGACUUAUUCCGUGCAAUACACAAUAUGCCUCACUGGCUUUCUGUCAGCAUUUGCACAUCUUAAAAGUUUUCAGUCCAUGUCUCCACCCUUAGUAAAUAUUCUUCCAAUAUAUACAAAUCCAUCUACUUGUUCUAAUAUUUGCCUUUUUUUGUAUCAUGUGCAAUCAUUCAUCUUCCCUGUCAAAUACAAUUCUUUGAAUCUCUGAAACGUUAAUUCCAGAUUCAUAUUCCUCACUGCAUCAUAUAGCCUCUCCAACACUCACUGCAAAUCAUUUGAAUUCUCACCCAAUUACACAGAAGUACACAGCCCCAACCAUCACAUUUCUAACUCGGGCACAUUCUCCCUUAAAUACAUUAGACAAUCAAGGGGAUAUCACGUGUCUCUGUUCCCUGCUCACUACUGAACCAUUUACUAGGCGCUCCAUUUAUUCUCACACAUGCUUUACUUCCGCCAUAUGUUGCUGUUACCACAUUCAGCAACCAACCUUCAUUCAAUUCCAUGUUCAUGCAAUGCCCUAAUUCAAGCUGCCCCAAGUUUAUCAUAUGCUUUCUGCAAAUUGAUAAACACACAGGAAACAUUUGCGUUCAUACAUUUCUCAAUAGCCUGCCGGAGCGCAAAUAUCUGGCCUGUCCAUCCCUGGUGGGGUGUAAAGCUGCACCGCCCUUUCCAACAUUUGCCUACUCUCGCUUUAGUCAUUAUUCCGCCUAACACUUUCCCAAGCAUCCUUAACAAAUUAAUUCCCUGGCUGUGUUUGCCCUCCUUGUUGCUCACUUUUGCUCCACUGAGGGGAACAAUAAGAGUCUUCAGCUACAGGCUGAGUGAGUCACACAAACACUCCACGUGCAAACCAC